Messenger RNA from Closterium sp. Naga37s-1, 1818 nucleotides. NCBI's taxonomy places the organism in Eukaryota, Viridiplantae, Streptophyta, Zygnematophyceae, Desmidiales, Closteriaceae. The record is from the annotation of a GenBank genome assembly.
AUGGCGGCAGCAGCGCCUAAGCGCAAGCGAACGUGGGACACGCCGCCGGUCGCGGAUUCCGGCGCCAAUGCGCAAAACGGCGCGCCUUCUAUCGCGGAUGGACCGAGAAAGCUAGCAUCCGCAGCGGACCGCAAAGGAAAGGCGAAAAUGCGCGACGAUUUCGACGACGAGGAGAGAGGCGGGCCUGAUUCCGAAUUCCGCCGUCCCGUGCUUCCCGCGGCGCCGGGUGAUAAUGACGAGGUCGACAUGGAGCUGCUCGAAGCGCUCGAACGGGAAGCAGCGGCGGCGGCGGGGGAGGGUGGAACGGGAGGUGGGUUAUCCAUCGAGGUAAUGGACCUCCGCGGAUUGCGGCGGGCGGUGCUGGCUUUCGAGAAGCGGCUCAAGGAGAACAUGGACGCGCGCAUCCGCCACGUGGACCAACCAGAGAAGUUUAUGGAAUCCGAGGUGGAGCUUGACAGAGAGGUCAAGAAGCUCCACGCUGUCGCGAGCGCACCGAGCCUGUACCCGGAUUUAGUUCGGUUGAAUGCGGUUCCGUCGAUUUUGUCGCUCCUGGGGCACGAGAACACAGACAUCUCGUUAGGAGCGGUUUCGUUAUUAGGAGAGUUGACAGAUGCGGAUGCGAUAGGGGAUCACGAGGAGGAGGCGAAGGCAUUGGUGCAGUCGCUUGUAGAUUCAAGCGGGCUAGAGCUUCUCGUGCAGAACCUUCAGCGAUUGGACGAAAAGGAUAGCGAAGAAGGUAACGCCGUUUUCACGACGUUGGGUAUUUUCGAGAAUAUGAUCGAGGCGUUGCCAUCCGUCGCCGAAGCCGUCUGCGAACGGACCCGACUGUUACGCUGGUUACUGGCCCGAAUACGCGUUAAAGAGUUCGACGCGAAUAAGCUAUACGCGAGCGAGAUCCUCGCGAUCCUGCUCCAAGGCAGCUCCGCGAACCAAAAACGAGUCGGCGCGAUGAACGGCGUGGAUUCGCUCCUGCAGGCCGCGGCGAUCUACAAAUCGCGCGAUCCGAAAACGACGGAGGAGGAGGAAAUGCUGGAAAAUAUCUUCGACGCGCUGUGCAGCGUGGUGAUGGUGGACGAGAAUAAGGAGCGGUUCGUGAAAUCGGAGGGAGUAGAGCUGAUGAUUAUCACGAUGAAGCAGCGCAAGCUCGCGUACUCCUCCGCCAUGAAGGCUCUUGACUUCGCCACCACGCGCUGCCCCGCCGCGAGCGAGCGGUUUGUGGAUGUGCUGGGGCUGAAAACCCUGUUCUCCGCUUUCAUGAAUAAGGUGACAGUGAAGCGCAAGGACAAGUCAGAGACGCUGCAGCUGCAGCAGGAGAUCGACGAGCGAGUCAUCUCCCUCAUUGCAUCCCUGCUCUCGGGGCUGUCCAAGGGGUCACGGCGGGACCGAGUGCUGAGCAAGUUCGUGGAAGGAGAGUAUGAGAAGAUUGAUCAUCUGCUGGAGCUGUAUAUGAAGUACUGGGAGCGGGUGCGGGCAGAAGAGAGGAGGCAGGAGGAGCAGCAGAGAAGACGGGAGAUACUGAGGCAGCAGGGGGAGGAGGAGGACGACGGGGAGAUGACAGAUGAGGAUCGCUAUCUGGCUCGCUUGGAGGCAGGCCUCUUCACACUGCAGCUCAUCGCUCUCAUCCUCGCCCACCUCUGGGCUGCAGAGCAUGGGGGCAUGAGGCACCGUAUUGAUCUGCUGCUGCGACAGCAGAAGCUUUCAAGAGACCAUGUGAAGGCCAUUCUGCAGGAGUACAGCGACAACAUCGGCGACCUGGAUGGAGAGGAGGAGCGCAACAGACGGCGCGACAGAAUAGCCAAACUGAUUGCAGAUCUGUGA